CGUGAGGGAAGCCGCCGUCGGCAGGUCGUGCCUAAGUUAUACGCGAUUUUGUUUCUUUCAUCGGUGGUUUAUAAGAUGUUUUAUUUAUAAUUGCACUCCUUAAAGAGAUUGAACUCUUAUUCAAGGGGAAAAGAGUUGAUGUAGUGCUGAAUUUGGAGGCAGAGUGCAGUUUCCUUACUGAUAUUCACUAUGGUCAGGUGCAAACGAAGAUAUUUUGUGGUUGAAGUAGUGCCAGAGAAGUCCUUGAAACUUACCUGGUAUGGACUGAAGAAUGCCAUAGUCGAUACUGUGAGAAAGCUUCACGGGGAUUUCGGUGUUGCAGCAACAACUUCAGGCUUUCAGAUCAAAUAUUGCAAUGCAGAGACUCGAAUAGCCUUCAUAAGUUCAAUCAGAGGUCCCCACCAGUUAAUUGCAAUGGCACUGCCACAUGUCAAGACGAUACACUACCAGCCUGUGGUUGUUCGCACCUUAUAUCUAGCUGCCUCUAUGAGACACGGCUUCCUCUUCGUAAAAAAACACCAUGAAGAAAAAAUUCAGGAACUUGAAGGAAAUUUGAAGACACAUGCUGAGAAGGAGCAUUGGCAGAAUAUGAAAAAAAAGGCAUACCUGAGAUGAAAGGUGUUAAAAUUCUUGAAAGGAAGUCAUUUGGUUUUGGAAAAGUUGAUUAUAAGCAAUGUAUAUAGUGAGUGUGUAUACAGAAUAUGAUAGGAAAGUUUGGUUUAUUUUGCAGAAAAGUGUAAUGUCUGAUUGGCUGAUACAGACAAAAAAGAAAUAUACCGUACUAUUUACUUUGUCGACAUUAGUACAAAGGAACUUGUAUGAAAAAAAAAAGUAAAUAUCCAGCUAUUUGACUUCUGCAGUAACCUUGAAUUUACAUCUUAUUUACAUUCUAAGUGGUUAUCAUUCAGUUAACAUACAAAUAUAUUACUUAUACAAUAUGUGCAUUAUUGUUCUGUAAACUAUUUUUCUUACAUAUAUUGAUUUUGCAUAAAUUGCCUUAUUACCCCUUUGACUAUUUUUAUCCAAACUAUAAUGAGCCAAGCACAGCACACAGUCAGCUUCUUAAAUGAAAAUUAGAAGCAGAAGACACUUGUUUUCUCAAUUGUCUAUAAUUUUGGCUGCAUGUAUGCUCUUUCAAUAAAAGAAGCUAAAAAGUGACUUUAA
Molecule: messenger RNA, 1164 nt
Organism: Penaeus indicus
Lineage: Eukaryota; Metazoa; Arthropoda; Malacostraca; Decapoda; Penaeidae
Gene: Pop5
Product: ribonuclease P/MRP protein subunit POP5-like
Exons: 4
Coding region: 190-615 (141 amino acids)
Biological process (GO): tRNA 5'-leader removal
Cellular component (GO): ribonuclease P complex
Molecular function (GO): ribonuclease P RNA binding
Source: RefSeq, a predicted model, not a curated record